UGGUGGCUCCCCAGUAUAAGACCCUGAAACUGAAUGCAAGAGACACAGUCAAUUGUAGGAAAACCCCUGCUUCUGCUAAUGCCUGAUAAUAGAUAGUGGAGAUUACUGCUACUUAAAAAACUAUAUUUACUGUACAAUAUGGAUGGCAUUAAACCUACCUGGCUAGUUUUGGGAAAGGAUCUGUAAUUUUGUUGCAUUAUCAAAAAUGGAGGUUGCCAUAUAAAUAGAAUUAUUCUAAUUGCUAAAAUCCAGAUCUGAAGAGAGAGGAAUAGAAGAAAUGUGCAGCAUGGAUGGGAUUUUGACUCUGCAAUCCUUAAAGGCUGUAAUGGUAACUUACAGAGACUGCUGACCCAUCUCUACAGUCUGAAGAACAUUGGAAAGUUAACAGGAUAUUAUCAACAAACUUCCAUUAUGGCCAGGAACACUGCUCUGUACUUCAGGUUGGUCGAAGGGAAGAACUUACCUGCCAAAGAUGUGUCGGGCACCAGUGACCCUUACUGCAUUGUGAAGGUGGAUAAUGAAGCGGUGGCACGAACAGCAACUGUGUGGCGGGAUCUAAACCCCUUUUGGGGUGAGGAAUUCACCCUACACCUACCUCUUGGUUUCCAUACCCUCUCCUUCUAUGUUAUGGAUGAAGACACUAUUGGGCAUGAUGAUGUCAUUGGCAAGAUUUCACUCACCAAGGAAUACAUCGCAUCACAGCCUCGAGGUAUAGACAGCUGGAUAAACCUGAGUUGUGUGGACCCAGAUGAAGAAGUUCAAGGGGAGAUUUAUCUGGAACUACAUAUCAUGCAAGACCAGCAUAGGAGCACCCUGCAUUGUCACGUUUUGGAGGCCAGAGAUCUAGCACCUCGUGAUAUCUCAGGUACAUCUGAUCCUUUUGUCCGAAUCUUCUGCAACAAUCAAACAUCAGAGACAAUGGUUAUUAAAAGAACACGUUUCCCAAGGUGGAAUGAGGUGCUGGAAUUCGAUCUACGAGGAAUAGAAGAGCUGGACCCUGUUGAUCAAAUAAUCAGCAUUGAAGUUUGGGACUGGGACAUGGUCGGGAAGAAUGAUUUCCUGGGACGUGUAUGGUUUCCCCUAGAGCCCCUACAAAAAAGUCCUGCCAUUACUGGAUGGUUCCGGCUUUUGCCCUUUGGGAACUCAGAAGAAGAAAAUGGAGGAAAGCUUGGAUCCCUUCGUGUUAAGGUGAAUCUGUCGGAAGAGCGAAUUCUGCCUUCUGUUUAUUAUCAAACCCUCAUUCAACUCCUUGUGGAAUCUAUUCAGUCUCCUGACCAGGGUGAUAGCAGUUUGCUGUCUCUCUUGGAGGAGAUAUGUUCUGCUGAGAGUCGACAGGAGGUUGCUGUGAAAUUAGUCAAAAUUUUCCUUGGACAAGGACUUGCUGUGACUUUCCUGGACAAACUCAACAUGCGAGAGGUGAACUGGACUGGUGAUCCAAAUACACUUUUUCGAUCAAACUCUCUAGCAUCAAAAUCUAUGGAGCAGUAUAUGAAGAUUGUAGGCAUGCCAUACUUACACGAGGUUCUGCGUCCAAUCAUUACCAGGAUCUUUGAAGAAAAGAGAUAUGUGGAACUUGAUCCAUGCAAAAUUGAUUUGAACCGUGGCAGCAGGCGUAUCUCCUUUAAGAGCUCAGUUUCAGAGCAACAGGUUCGGGAGAGUAGCCUGGAGUCUCUAAAGGGCUAUCUUGGGGACAUAAUGGAUGCCAUUCUGGGCUCUGUGGAACAGUGCCCACCAGGCAUGCGUCUUUGCUUCAAACAAUUGCACAAGAGGGUGGAAGAGCGUUUUCCAGGGCCUUCCAACCAGGAUGUGAAGUAUGCUGCUAUCAGUGGUUUCCUCUUCCUGCGCUUUUUUGCUCCUGCCAUCCUCACCCCUAAACUAUUCCACCUGCAAGAGCACCAUGCUGAUCCCCGCACCGCACGCACCCUACUACUACUUGCAAAGUCCGUACAAAGUAUUGGAAACCUGGGUCAGCAGUUGGGUUAUGGUAAAGAACAGUGGAUGUCGCCUCUGCAUCCCCUAAUCCAGCAAAGUGUUGGCAAAUUGCGUGAUUUCCUGGACCGACUCAUUGACAUGGAAAGUGAGGCAGAAUGUGGACAGCUGUCUCGGACCCUCUUCCACCCAUCAGUUACCAUAAAGGAAGGAUUCCUCCAUAAGAGAAAAGCAGAGGCUGUGAACCUGGUUACUCGUUUUACCUUUAAGAAGAGAUAUUUUUGGUUGAGCAGCCAGACUCUUUCUUAUUCCAAGUCCCCAGACUGGCAGGUGCGUGCCACAAUCCCAGUGCAUCGGAUCUGUGCUGUGGAGCGAGUGGAUGAAAAUGCCUUCCAGCAGCCAAACAUGAUGCAGAUCAUCAGCCAGGACAGUGAGCCACAAGGGGGGCACAUUAUGUAUAUACAGUGCAAGAACGUCAAUGAGUUGAAUCAGUGGCUGUCUGCUCUCAGGAAGGUCAGUCUGUGCAACCAGCGCCUGCUGCAAACCUAUCACCCUGGGGCGUAUCGCAAUUCCCACUGGACCUGCUGCUUACAGUCUGACCGUACAGUGCGUGGCUGCAGUCGCACACAUUUGGCAGUGACGCUGGGAGACUGGAGUGACCCUUUGGAUCCGGAUGCAGAGGCCCAAGUGUUGUAUCGUCAUUUACUGCUGGCAAAGGACGUGCUCAGGAAUAAAUUUCUUGAGGAUGCAGAAAGUGGGAGCUCAGGGAAAUCAGAUGUCAGAAGUCACAAUCAGAAGUCAGCUGAAGGGCCUGUUUCUUCUCCUCUAAAACGACUGCUGUCAGCUAUGGAGGAUCUAGAGAGAACCCACCAAACGUUUGAAAGGAAGGAGAGGGAGGAAACACCCAAUCACAGUCAUUGUACCUAGAAAAGCCAGAAGCCUGGAAAUUUCACAGUGCAGGACGAUAACUGCCAGAUCUUUUGUAUUUUUGUGAGGUGUAUAGGGGGGAAAUAAAAACACAAAUGAAGGACCAUUUCCUGUAUUGCUCACCAGCUCUGUGUGACCUCAGUAGACUGCCUGUGGUGCAUGUUGUGCUUUUAUACUAAAUGUGAGUCUGUCAGCAGUUCCUUCAGCUCUCCACAGCCUCUCCCAUGGGGUCUGGAUUUAGCGCUUUUUAAAUACAUACAUUUAUUACCCACUG
This is a messenger RNA of Bombina bombina (fire-bellied toad), 3130 nucleotides long. It is a transcript of the gene RASAL1, whose product is annotated as RAS protein activator like 1. NCBI's taxonomy places the organism in Eukaryota, Metazoa, Chordata, Amphibia, Anura, Bombinatoridae. The coding region runs from base 412 to 2856 and encodes 814 amino acids. The record is from RefSeq and is a predicted model, not a curated record. The transcript has 21 exons. Gene Ontology annotation, molecular function: GTPase activator activity. Gene Ontology annotation, biological process: cellular response to calcium ion; negative regulation of Ras protein signal transduction; regulation of GTPase activity.